Molecule: messenger RNA, 1178 nt
Organism: Corticium candelabrum
Lineage: Eukaryota; Metazoa; Porifera; Homoscleromorpha; Homosclerophorida; Plakinidae
Product: geranylgeranyl transferase type-1 subunit beta-like
Exons: 8
Coding region: 10-1062 (350 amino acids)
Biological process (GO): protein geranylgeranylation
Cellular component (GO): CAAX-protein geranylgeranyltransferase complex
Molecular function (GO): CAAX-protein geranylgeranyltransferase activity
Source: RefSeq, a predicted model, not a curated record
UGUGACGUCAUGGCGACCAAGGUCGAGUCGAUUCUGCUCCGUGAGAAGCAUGUCAAGUUUUUCAUGCGCUGUCUGAGCAUUCUACCCGAUCGUUACGAGGCGUACGAUUCAAACAGGAUGACCAUUUGUUUUUUUGCUUUGUCUGGCCUUGAUCUACUCGAUGCAUUGGAUCGUAUUGACAGUGACAAGCAGUCUAUAAUUGAUUGGAUAUACUCACUUCAAGUGUUGCCUUCCAGCAAAGAAUUGAAUGAGUCGCCAUCAAAGUAUUGUGGAUUUAGAGGAUCUAAAGCAGCUGGUGCUAAAUCUGCUGCAUCUAUUGAUGACUGUCCAUACGAUGGAGGCCAUUUAGCAAUGACAUACACUGCACUAGCUUCACUUCUUAUCCUUCAAGACGACUUCUCUCGUGUUCAUCGGUCAGCCAUAAUUCAAAGUCUCAAAUCACUACAACGUUCAGAUGGAAGUUUCUCUCCGAUGGCUUUUGAAUGUGAAAACGACGUCCGUUUUAUCUACUGUGUGUGUUGCAUUAGCUACAUGUUGAACGACUGGAGCGGAUUUGAUCAAGAGAAGGCCGUCGAUUACAUUAGAAACUCUCAAGGUUAUGAUUUUGGCAUUGCACAAGGGCCAUCAAUGGAAUCUCAUGGUGGGUCAACGUUUUGUGCUGUUGCCUCUCUGUUCUUGAUGGGACGUUUGCAUGACGCGUUUGCUGCUGAUAAGUUGGAAGGGUUGAAGAGAUGGUGUUUGCUACGGCAACAGACGGGAUUUAAUGGAAGGCCCAACAAACCUGUUGACACUUGCUAUUCAUUUUGGGUUGGAGCUACACUUGAGCUUCUUGGCUGCUACGACUUAAUCGAUCGAGAAUGCAAUCGUGGUCACCUUCUUGCCAUACAGAACUCUAUCACUGGAGGCCUCAGCAAGCACUUCGACACUCCACCGGAUGUUUUACACUCAUAUUUGGGUCUUAGUGGUUUGUCCCUACUGAGUGAGCCAGGACUACAGGAAGUCGAUCCUGCAUUGAAUAUUUCACGUCGGGCUGUUGAGCAUUUACAUACGACGUGUUGGUGAUUUUAUUAUCAAAUAUAAUUAAUAUAAUUAUUAUAUUAUAUUUCUUGGACUGAAGGAUCAGCAAUACACAAAACACUGGCUAGCGAUCUGAUCAAGAUUGCAAUAGAUUUAGUCAC